This is a messenger RNA of Capsella rubella, 588 nucleotides long. Its product is annotated as pathogenesis-related protein 1A. The transcript has 2 exons. Bases 43 to 531 code for a protein of 162 amino acids. NCBI's taxonomy places the organism in Eukaryota, Viridiplantae, Streptophyta, Magnoliopsida, Brassicales, Brassicaceae. The record is from RefSeq and is a predicted model, not a curated record. Gene Ontology annotation, cellular component: extracellular region.
UCUCGCUUCCUAGAAUCAAUCAUCAUCAUCACAUAUACGAUAAUGAAUACGUUCAAAACCCCAUCACUCAUAAUCGUUGCGAUUAGCUUUCUUCUGAUCAUUGCAACCAAUGCUCAGAACACUCCGCAAGACUUCCUUAACGCUCACAACACCGCCCGUGCGCAAGUUGGAGUGCCGAACCUCGUGUGGGAUUCAGCGGUCGCGACCUACGCAUUGAACUAUGCCAAUUCUAGAAAAGCCGACUGCAGCCUUACUCACUCCAAUGGACAAUAUGGAGAAAACCUAGCCAAGGGAAGUAGUUCUACUUUCACAGCCCUAGCCUCCGUGAAACUUUGGGUCGACGAGAAACCUUACUACAGCUACUCCACCAAUAAUUGCACGGGUGGAAAACAAUGCUUGCAUUACACGCAAGUGGUGUGGAGAGAUUCAACGAAGUUAGGGUGUGCUAGGGUUCAAUGCACCAAUACUUGGUGGUUCGUCACUUGUAACUAUGACGCACCUGGUAACUGGAUCGGAGAGUACCCUUACUGAUCUCAUCCUCAUCAUCACUAAUAAUAACGUAAAAUAAUAAUUAUGAUUAAUGAAAUA